This is a messenger RNA of Physcomitrium patens, 1271 nucleotides long. RefSeq lists its product as uncharacterized. The record is from RefSeq and is a predicted model, not a curated record. NCBI's taxonomy places the organism in Eukaryota, Viridiplantae, Streptophyta, Bryopsida, Funariales, Funariaceae.
GAUGCAUGGGUCUUCAGUAUCCACAACCCACCUCAGAAUGAUUCUAUGUAGAAUCGCCGAAUGCAGACGCUUGGCCAGGUGCACUUAUGUGCUCACAUGAUCACGGUUUCCAUUCUUUCUACGAUUUGUGCCCACAUCGAUUUGUGACCCCGGUGCGGCCAUCAUGCAGGUGGUUGGGCCAAGACCCACUCGCACCAUCCCAUGUGGCGUCCUCCCCUCUACCCUUCGCCAAAGACCCGAGUGAUGAAUAUGAUGCAAGAGCUGAUGUUUUCGUCCUUAUCUUCGUCACUUAUGAAGUCAGCUCCAUGUCCCGUCUUGUGUCCGACAUUGCCUUCGACAAAUAAAAGAGCUCUGGAGCGGUAAAGCCGUGCACAACCACUCUCAUUAUCAAGCUCAACUUAUUUCUUCUAUUGUUUUAAACAGGGGGAAUCGACUGAGCGAACUUGUAUAUAUGUAUAUUUAUCCUCACAGCUUCAGCAGUAACAGCAGCAGCAGCCACUAUCGGCUUCUUCUCUUGGGCCUCGAAAGACUGAUGCAGCUGAACAUUUCGCGUUGCUAGUGCGUUUGAGAUUCCUUCACCACCGCGCCUACACAGCAUCCACUGGUUUCAGAGCAGUUGGGUUCACCUCCAAGAUGGCCAGAGCGGCAACCGGCGUUAUCCUUCUGGGCCUCCUCGUGGUGGCUUUGUACAGUAGCUCUGAAGCAGCCGUGACGGUCAUCAACAGUGCACUGAUCCCAGUCGACGUCGAAACCAACGGCAACCAUGUGACUGUGAACACAGGAGCGUCUCCCGUGCAUGUUGAUGUGAAUGGCGCCAAGGAGCAGAGAGUGCAGGUCUCCAUGGGCAAAGAUAAGAAGCCCAUCUUCGUCGAUGUCAAGGACGGGGACACUAUUGUCAUCAUCCCUGACUUCCUCGGAGGCGGCACCAUUAAUGUUAACGUGAACGGAGCUGUCAAGGGCCACUUUUAAGCAGGAAAGAUGAGGCAUUUGUCCUCCAAUUACUGUUGGGUGAAACUGCACUUGAUAUGUCUAUAACUUGGAUAAUAGUGCAGGACUCUAGACUCCUGGACACAUAAAACACCAUUGUAACAAACCACCGAAGUAUGUGUAUUUAUGCUAAGACUUUAAGAGUGAAACAGAAUCAGCUUUGCGAGAUUGUAGAAUAAACUGUUGUGUACGUAAAUGUUCAGAGGUAACACAUUUGAAGAUAUUUACAUGCGCAAUCUUCUUGUAUGGAUGAACAGUUCGUGGUAGACAAAGAAUUUUCCUUG